Messenger RNA from Chara braunii, 3096 nucleotides. NCBI's taxonomy places the organism in Eukaryota, Viridiplantae, Streptophyta, Charophyceae, Charales, Characeae. The record is from the annotation of a GenBank genome assembly.
GCCGGGAAUACCUAUGACGGGAGGUCGUUCAGGACCUUCUUUCUUACGUCAAUUUUCGACAACGAUGGCACAAAUUGGGUCAAGGAAGACAAGAAGGGAAGCCUUCUCGAGGCUGCCUCUGGACCAGCAAGCCGACUGCGCUUUCGUGCCCUUUAUCACGAACUCGAGGAAAUCGCGACAGACGCCAUCUGCGCCGGUUGGGAAGAGGAAUCAGUUGGCUGCUUGUCCAGCUCCGCCUUUGCCAGCCGCAUCGCCCUCGCCCUUGCCCACGGUGAGGGGAGGUCACGAUAUCGCUCAAUGUUCCAGCGAGGCUACGGAGUACGAUGACAGACUUCUAUAUGGACGCAAUGUUGCGCGUGACAGUGUCGAGGAAGGUGCGACUGCCCUGACUGAGCGAAACGAGGAGGAAGAAGAUGGGGGAAGCUGCAGUCCGCGUGAAAACGACGGUGAUGACGAGUAUAUGGACGUUGGGGAUGAGAACAUGCAGGACCAGAACAUGCUUGGCGAUGACGACGUCGGUGUCACGUCGCAGCAUGGCCUUGGCGACAUCCCCACUGGUUCUGUGGGAGCGGUUGUUGGUCGGCCCUUGUCGUCCCCUGCUAUAUUGCAUUCACAAGGCGGGAGUCAGGGUGGGCAUGACUCGCAGGAGCACGGAGGAUCCAAGUCGAGGAAAAGGACAAGAGAAACUUCUCCUUCUGCUUCCGCUCACAAGAGACAAUCGAGGACUGACGCUGUUAAUGAGGCUCGUGGAACUCUGAUAGCAUCCCAGGAGGCGAGACCUCCUCGGAAGAGCAGCCAGGGGGGAAGAUCUGGCGAUCGUGGCGGCGGUCGUGGUGGAGCAAGAAAAGGUAAGCAGAUAGUGAGGGCAGAAGAACUGCGGGACUCAGGGGAUGAGGGCGAGGGAGUGGGCCCUCACAUGCCUGACGAUGGUGAUGAACCGCUUCAGCACGCUGCGCCCAUCGACACGACGCGUUGUUUCUUCCUCGAGUACGACGAGCGGGGUUUUGCUAAGCAAAAAGUCCUUCCUGUUCUUGUGGACGUCAUGAAAAUCAAACACAUUCCCCGCGGGAAUAUUCUUUUCAACCACCGCUCUUUGUCUGCGAACAUUGUGCGAGGCAUCGAGAAUGUCAUUGAGAGUUCCAUCACCACGGAACCGAGGGCGUGUGAUAGGCCUGAGCUCAUGCUUGCGCCGGUUGACCGCAACGAAAUCGUCGGCGGGCAGGGAAGGCGGAUAACACCGACCGAAUUCUUCGAAAGAGACUCCUCGGAGUUCGAUUGGUAUGCUGUUUGUGGUCAGCAUACGGUCGAGGGGAUGAAGACAUUGGUAAAAAAGGGCUCUCCGGCAGUCGACAUCUAUGGCCUUCGCGCGUACUCUAAGGUGCGGGUCGUCUAUUUUGGAGAUGACCAGAUGCGAGGGUAUUUCAAUGUCUCCGCCUUCGACAACACGCGCGAAAAUCGGGCCAUGAUGUUGUCAUUCGAGGAUGUUGUCCGUUAUAUGAGGCAAUGGUGGAUCGAUAACCACCGAAUCGAGGCCCUGAAAGGCAAGGUCAGCGAUAAGGAUGCGGUCGCCGUUGCGCACCAAAAGAAGUGGCAGAAUUUCUUAAGGGCCUCCAUGGGGAAGGCAUGCGACAAGGCGUUCGUGAAGGACAUGUUCCACAAGUUGGGGCCUAAGAGACUGAAGGUGUGGGAGUACCUGUUCCGUGAUAUGCCACAAGGACGGCUUGACGGGAAAUAUAUAUAUAGGAAAGCAAAGGCAACAGAGACCCUAAAACAUUAUCACGGUGCUCUCAUGUGCGCCUUUGAGACUUUUGUUGCUCGAUGCGAGAUCCUGAAGUUCGAUCUUCACAAAGACCAAUUGACGUCCAAGGACUACGCGGAGCUUGCGAAAUCGGGCGAUGGCUUUAACCCCGUCGACAGCGAGGAAGAUUCUUCGGACUCCGACCUCGAACUGGGCGAGGACACAUGUGCUGAGGUUUUGCGCGGUGGAAUGGUGCAAGCUCACGAUGACGGAACUGUCCAUUCGCACGAAGGGUCCAUCCCGGUGGCCGCCCCAAGCGUCGCCUCAAUGGUGGCCCCGUGGGAGACUGCUGCAUUGCAAGACAUUGGAAGAUGCGGUGACAAUGAAGAAGACGACAUUGAGAUACCAGGGGAGGCGUCGACGCUCGCACCAGGCGAUGCAAUUCCUCCAGGCUACUGGCAGAGCGAGGCCGCCAUCAAAGCCAAGGCCGAAGAAUUGUUUCAUGUCUUGUGCGACAAUCGGCAACUGGAGUACAGCAACAAAUUUUAUGCCCUGCGCUCGAGUCCCUCACGCGGGUCAAUGAACUGGAAGGUUGAUCAAACCGCUAGAACCUUGGAGGGGAGCUGCUCUCAUGAUUUCAUGCCUUUGGCUGAGCCGUCCUCCGUGGCCGCGCAAGCAGGGCACAGGGAAGAUGACGGGACUACUGUUGUCGAGCCUCAAGAGGUUGACAUGACGUCAAUGCCACAAAUAUCGGAAAAAUCCAUCUCGGUCGCCGCGGCACAAUUGUCCCCACCCAUCGAUGUGUCAACGACGUUGCCGCUGGAUGCAGGUGCGACGUACGGGAGUUUAUUGAUAACAAAUGCUGUAAAGGAAGGCACAUCUGAGAUCGAGUCAGAGUCUGAUGUUGGGCCGAGCGUGGCGGAGAGUCAGUUGCAACCGUCUUUACGCACUGGCAAAGGUGAUGCACAAUCACCGCUGACACCACAGGGAGGGGCCGGUGGGGAUGGCGGGAAGGGAGGGGAUGUGGAGGGGAUGCACCAUUCUCGCAACCUCGACACCUUAACCGCUGAUAUUGAUUAAAAGGGUGAGGGUGGGUGAGGCGGGAGGGGUGCAAUUGGAGGGGGAGAAUCCAGUGAUAUGAUUACAACUUCACCUCUGCCUUGUUGAACGAAAUUGUGUAAUUGACUUGGUGCGUUGUUUUGUUUAAAACAGAAUUCGUAUUAGUCUCCGUAGGCACCACUUCUACAUCGUUUUUCCAUUUAUGUAUAUAUUUUUUUUCACCUCAAAUUUUUAAUAGACCUGAGAUGUUUAGAUUGACUGCCCAUCUCGACGUGCAGUAACAAAUCGUGGUGGGAGCG